Messenger RNA from Athalia rosae (coleseed sawfly), 3541 nucleotides. RefSeq names its product NECAP-like protein CG9132. Lineage: Eukaryota; Metazoa; Arthropoda; Insecta; Hymenoptera; Athaliidae. The record is from RefSeq and is a predicted model, not a curated record. Gene Ontology annotation, cellular component: clathrin vesicle coat; membrane. Gene Ontology annotation, biological process: endocytosis. The transcript is spliced from 4 exons. The coding region runs from base 343 to 1095 and encodes 250 amino acids.
UUGCCAUAGAUACAUGUUAUCCUUAUCAAGCUUGAAUCAGGAGGAAACAUAACAAGAUGAUUAGAAUUAUGAUUAGUAUAAAGUAGGAAGCAUCCUUACAGUAGAGCUUAGAGCAUCAGUAGAACAACUACAGAACCAGUUUCAGUGUAUCGUGAGCAGUUCAAACCGUGGUUCAAACACAACGGAAGGUGCGUGGGCGGAGGAGGCGUGACAGAAGAUAAAGUUAAUCAUUUCACGCCGGAGAUUUGUCAGAAAUUGUAAACGAGUUGUCAAAACGUACUCGUGUCAAAGUCUGAGGAGAGCAAUUUAGGUGAACUUUCACCGACUAUCAAAUAUCUAGCUAUGGAGACUUAUGAGAGUGUUCUGUUGGUGAAAUCUGAAGUUUUUGUCUUCAAAAUACCGCCAAGGUCAACGAAUAGGGGUUAUCGGGCAGCUGAUUGGAACCUAGAGGAGCCCUCAUGGACAGGGCGUAUGCGAUUAGUAUCACAGGGUGAUGCCGUGACCAUAAAACUUGAAGAUAAGGUAUCUGGAGAACUUUUUGCAAAGUGCCCCAUUGAUACCUAUCCUGGUAUCGCAGUUGAACCAGUCACAGACUCGUCCAGAUAUUUUGUAUUACGGAUACAAGAUGAUAAUGGGAGAUCUGCCUUCAUUGGAGUUGGAUUCUUAGAUAGAUCAGAUAGCUUUGAUCUCAAUGUUGCUCUUCAGGAUCACUUUAAAUGGCUGAAAAACAGAGAGCAAAUCGAAAAAGAAAAGGAUGUACCCAAGCAGGAGUUGGAUCUCAGGUUCAAAGAAGGAGAAACCAUAAAAAUCAACAUGAAGAUCACUAAAAAGGAUGGCAGUGAGGUUUCCUCAAAGUCAAAGGCACGGGGAAAUACUGCUCUUGGCCUACCUCCGCCUCCAGGUGGUGUAAAGAUAGCUCCACCUCCAGCCAGAACACCGACUUCGUCACCAGCCCACAGGUCAUUUCAGAUUCAACCAAAUCAGCCAGCAACUGGUUCUGAAUGGGGUGAAUUUGCAAGUGCAACCCAACAGCCUUCCGCAACGGCUCCAGGCUCAGUUGCAAACGCAACAAAUGCUAGCUGGGUGCAGUUCUAAUCGAGAACAGAGAAAUCCUGUUGCUCAGACAUAAACUAGAUUAGGUUAUCCACAUUUAUUGUUUAUCACAUUGCUUUGUUGAGUAAAGCACCGGUUAUGAUACGACGUACUCCGAGGUUUCCAAUCCAUUUUUCUUUAGAUACUGAUUUUUUUGUGGCAACAAGUUCGAUUUUAGACAAUACAAAGUAUUUAUUUUGAUCGUAUUUUCGAAUUUAUUAAUUCGAACUUUUGUCCCUACUUGAUAAUUCGGCUAAAUUGUAUUGAAAAUUUGUUUGCUAAAUACUUCAUACGUAACGCCAUAGAUAUCUAUGGUAAUGCUAUGCUGUGUUGCGCCAGCUUUCUGUCCUCGAAUUUCUAUCUGAGUAAGAAUAAAAAGAAUAUUAAUGUUACUAAUAUACUUAGCUUACUGACUCAAUGUCAGGAAUGUAUAAAUUCUGCCACCAAAUCGAUAUCAGUAUUUAGGGUGAUUCCCAAUAUGUGUUCUCGACAGUGAUUCAGUCGUUGCUCUUAGAAUUAUAUAUCUUAUUAAUGUAAUUAAAGUAUCGCUUGUGACUUAUUUUAUGAUUGUCAGGUGAAGGAUGCCUAUAUCUUUAGUGUAACUGCGAAUUUCACUAAAAGUAUGACUUGGAAGUGAUUUAUUUUUGGAAAUUUUUUGUUCUGAGCGAACAAUUGACAACACGCCACGUUGCACAAAUUGUGAAUCACUCGCGUUGUAGAGAGAAUUUUCAGAGCGUUCCUCGCAAAGUUAUUCCGUUUCAUACAAGGCCUGAAUUGUUGCUAGCUUUCGAUGUUUGUAUACACUACAAAAGUUGAAAAAUCAUGUUAGCCUAGACGAAUGAGUUGUGUAAUCGUAGGUACAUAAACCGCUGUGUGUAUGUAUCCAAUAUACCCUCGUAUUCAUAAUAUAGGUAUAUGCACAUAGAGGUGUACACAACAGCUAACUUAACUGUGUUGCUUUAGUAUUUAAAGAGAAAAAAAAAAUAAUAAAAUUAUAAUAACAUGGAAGUUGCAAUUGAUAGCAGCAUGCUGAAAACAUAAUGAUACAAGUAAGACUUAUUAUUAAUAAACUUUUUUAAUCUUACUUGCAAGAACUAGAUGUUAUUUUGAAAUAAAGUAAGAAUAUUAUUAAAUCAUAAGAGGUACCCCGUUACAUAAAAAUUAUAUUUUACAAAAAUAAGCAAUUGAGUGCUAGAUAAAUUUUAAUCACGUGUUCUUAGCAGCAAGUCCCAUUAGGCGAUGCAUUGAAACUUAAGAUACCUGUACGAAUCAUUUUUGUACACCGCCCUCACCAUUUUUUCUUACACACAAAGAAUAAUUUAAAAAAUUAUAUCCAGUGAACUAAUAGCUAGUUUAUUCAUUAUCUAGACUGUAUGUAGAAACACAUGAAUGUAUGUAUGUAUUGUACACUGACCGUCAUUAAUGGCUACCCGGCAUUUACGUGUAAGGAUAUAUUCUCACACGUAAACAUCGGAAAGCCAUAUUAAUACCAGUCAGUGAAUGUGCACUAGAGUGGUCCUUUUGAAUUUUUUAGACCAACUCCCUAAUUAUUAGUUGCACAGAAAUACCGAUUCAAAAUAUCGAUUUAGAGCAUUACGAAUUUUCUUUAAGUAGGUACAAAUCAAACAAAAUGUUUAAAAAUUAUUUUUGAAAAUCAUAAAAAAAAUUGUGCGAUACGUAUUCUCGAUGGACUUAAGAGCUUAAACUUUUGGGGUUUUCUUUCUCGUAAUUGGAACCAUUCAAGAGAUUGGUCUGAAAAAAUUAAAAACACCAUUUUAAAAACCACUCUAGUGUACACCAUAUAUAUUGAACUCGUAUAUCAGAGACUAAAUAUCUGUGUAUCGUGACACAGCAUUGGGAACAUAUCUGGUUGAGAAAAUUCAAUAGAAAGUCAAAUUAAUAAAAGUGGUUUUCUUAUGUUUUUCUUUGAGAAAUGAGUGAAAAAAAAAAUGUACAAUACAUCCAUAUGCAGUAUGGUUGAAUGUGGAUAAUUUUAUUUAUCGUUGAAGCUCAACAUCAGCAAGCAGGCAGAUUCAAUUGACUUGUGACUUUCUAGUGUACAUGAAUAAUCAUGGCUUUUUGUUUUCUUCCUUGGAUAAUGAUGUAUCCGUGUGUUAAUAUAAAAAAACGAGGUUGAUUAGUAACUUACAGUAUGGUAUAGGUAUAGGGACAUGUUACGGAAAAAUAAAACUAAACAAAGAGUUGAUGAGUUCCAUUCCAUGGUAUAUAUUUACUUCAAAGAGACAAAGAGUAAAAACUAUACAGUCUGUGCGUCGCAAGAUGGUCUAUUAUCAUACAUAUAAUAUAUUUAUGUGUACCGACAAGUUAAUGUUGGGUCCAAUUUACGGCGUGAAGCACUGUAGCAAAAUAGAAAUGUUGUUAUAUUCUAUUACAUUAUAUAUAUUUAUGUCUGUCAAUAUAGUAAUAAUAAUAAACUGCAUAGUUGAUA